CACCACAGCAGCAGCAGCAGGCAGAGGAUAUGAUGCGGGCGCAGCCGGCGGAGGUGGACGGCGACACGCCGGCGCUGCGGUCCGCCGCGGACGCCGCGCGCAUGGUGUGGGACGAGUCGAAGCGCCUGUGGGGCAUCGGCCUCCCCAUCGCCGUGGGCACACUCAGCAUGUACGCCAUCAGCUCCGUGACCCAGAUGUUCAUCGGCCACCUCGGCAACCUCCCCCUCGCCGCCGCCUCCAUCGGCCUCUCCGUCUUCGCCACCUUCGCGCUCGGCUUCCUCCUCGGCAUGGGCAGCGCGCUCGAGACGCUCUGCGGCCAGGCCUUCGGCGCCGGCCAGGUCGCCAUGCUCGGCGUCUACCUCCAGCGCUCCUGGAUCAUCCUCCUCGCCACCGCGCUGCUCAUGUCGCCGCUCUUCGUCUUCGCCGGCCCGCUGCUCCUGCUCAUCGGCCAGGACCCGGAGGUCGCGCGGGAGGCCGGCAGGUUCGCGCUCUACAUCCUCCCCUCCGUCUUCGCCAUGGCCAUCAACUUCCCCACCGCCAAGUUCCUCCAGGCGCAGAGCAAGGUCACGGUGCCCGCCUGGAUCGGCCUCGCCGCCCUGCUCGCCGCCGCGCUCCUCAACUGCCUCUUCGUCGUCGCCCUCGGCUGGGGCCUCCCCGGCGCGGCCGCCGCCUACGACCUCGCGCACUGGGGCAUCGCGCUGGGGCAGACCGCCUACAUCAUCGGCUGGUGCGGGGACGGCUGGAAGGGCUGGUCCGCCGCCGCCUUCCACGGCAUCUGGGCCUUCGUGCGCCUCUCGCUCGAGUCCGCCGUCAUGCUCUGCCUCGAGGUGUGGUACAUGGGCCUCAUCACCGUGCUCACCGGCGACCUCCAGGACGCGCAGAUCGCCGUCGACUCCCUGGGCAUAUGCAUGAACGUCAACGGAUGGGAGGGGAUGAUCUUCAUCGGCCUCAACGCGGCCAUCAGCGUCCGGGUCUCCAACGAGCUCGGGUCCGGCCGGCCCAGGGCCGCCUGGAACGCCGUCGUGGUCGUCGUCGCGGAGGCGCUGCUCAUCGGCGUCCUCUGCAUGGUGCUCGUGCUCGUCUUCAGGGACAGCUUCUCCGUCAUCUUCACCAGCGACGACGCCCUGCGGCGCGCCGUCUCCAGGAUCGCCGGCCUGCUGGGGCUCACCAUGGUGCUCAACAGCGUGCAGCCGGUGAUCUCAGGGGUGGCGGUCGGGGGUGGAUGGCAGGGGCUCGUCGCCUACAUCAACCUCGGCUGCUACUACGUCUUCGGGCUGCCCCUGGGCUACAUGCUCGGCUACCGCCUAAACUUUGGAGUUGGGGGGAUUUGGUCCGGCAUGCUCUGUGGUGUUGCCCUCCAGACGCUCAUCUUGCUAGCCGUGGUCUGGAGAACAGAUUGGAAAGCAGAGGCCGCCCAAGCUUCAAGCCGUGUGCAAAAGUGGGGCGGCAAGGGCACUGAUGAUGAUGAACAAGUCAACAAGCCUCUCCUAGAAUGAAUGAAUCAAGAGAAUUACCCUUUCCUUGCCAAAAAAAUGGCACUUUGCCCUACUCUUUAGGAUAGAGGCGUCCAUAAUCUUUUUGACUUGUAGUAUUUGAAUAACUGUAAUUGGAUUGAAUUCACCUAUGAGCUAGCAGCUUUGAUGGCUUCGAAUGAACUCGAACAACUUUCUCUUA
Panicum virgatum (switchgrass) is the source of this 1674-nucleotide messenger RNA. Its product is annotated as protein DETOXIFICATION 35-like. Gene Ontology annotation, biological process: xenobiotic detoxification by transmembrane export across the plasma membrane. The transcript has 2 exons. The coding region runs from base 30 to 1496 and encodes 488 amino acids. Lineage: Eukaryota; Viridiplantae; Streptophyta; Magnoliopsida; Poales; Poaceae. Gene Ontology annotation, molecular function: antiporter activity; xenobiotic transmembrane transporter activity. The record is from RefSeq and is a predicted model, not a curated record. Gene Ontology annotation, cellular component: membrane.